Messenger RNA from Arachis stenosperma, 1764 nucleotides. Its product is annotated as probable serine/threonine-protein kinase PBL28. The transcript has 7 exons. The coding region runs from base 439 to 1524 and encodes 361 amino acids. Lineage: Eukaryota; Viridiplantae; Streptophyta; Magnoliopsida; Fabales; Fabaceae. Gene Ontology annotation, biological process: protein phosphorylation. Gene Ontology annotation, molecular function: protein kinase activity; ATP binding. The record is from RefSeq and is a predicted model, not a curated record.
UGGGGGGUGUAGUUUGAAUUUCACCAUCAAACUAAGCACCUCCCAAUGCCAUGACCCCCACCAUUUCCCCAACCAUUGGUGAGCAAGCCCUACCUACUUGUCUUCCUUUUCUUUUUUUUCUUUUACCCAGCUUUCUCUUUACUUUAAAGCACAUGCCAUCUCAUCUCUCUAUCUUUCUCAUUAUGUUGUUGGAAGAUAUCUUGUUGAGUGUUCCUCUAAUCUAACUUCACUUGCUCCGCAAGUACUCCAUGGAUUCUCAUGCUACGGAAAUAACUUUUAUAUGGGAAUAACAGCUCUGUCACACACUACAACUAUUCCAAAGUGAUUUUUUACUUUAAGCUCUAUUCAACAAACUCACCACUACUUUGAGGGUGUCAGGGUUAGUCACAUUUCAAAUUUUCAAUCCUCAAAUAGAGAACAAAAUAGAUAGACCCAACCAUGCCAUUUGGUCUGGUUUCGGCCUGGAACAAGCGCCGUCGAAGCAAGUCCGAAGAUCAUACUGACCCUUGGGUUUAUAGACCUGCGGAGUGCUGGCAACUCGAAGAACAAGUAACACGGCCUGCGAAAAGACUACAUGGAUCAGCUGUGUUCACUCUCAAGGAGAUGGAAGAGGCAACAUGUUCAUUCAGUGAUGACAAUCUGCUAGGGAAAGGAGGAUUCGGCAAAGUGUACCGCGGCAUUUUACGGUCGGGAGAGGUCGUUGCAAUCAAGAAGAUGGCGCUGCCAGCAAUUAAAGAAGCCGAGGGAGAACGUGAGUUCCGAGUUGAAGUGGACAUCUUGAGCAGACUCGACCACCCAAAUCUUGUUUCUUUGAUAGGCUACUGUGCUGAUGGAAAACAUAGAUUCCUAGUAUAUGAAUACAUGCAUAAUGGAAACCUGCAAGAUCAUUUGAAUGGAAUUGGAGAACGAAAAAUGGAUUGGCCCCUAAGACUCAAAGUGGCACUAGGAGCUGCAAAAGGCCUUGCUUAUCUCCACUCAAGUUCUGAUGUUGGAAUUCCCAUUGUUCACAGAGAUUUCAAAUCAACCAAUAUUCUCUUAGAUGCUAACUUUGAUGCAAAGAUAUCUGACUUUGGGCUUGCCAAGUUAAUGCCAGAAGGUCAAGAGACACAUGUCACGGCCAGAGUUCUUGGCACCUUUGGCUAUUUUGAUCCUGAGUAUACAUCGACUGGGAAACUUACUCUGCAAAGUGAUGUUUAUGCUUUUGGUGUUGUUCUUCUGGAACUUUUGACUGGACGCCGAGCAGUUGAUCUAAACCAAGGUCCCAAUGAUCAGAACCUUGUACUACAGGUGAGGCAUAUUCUGAAUGAUCGAAAGAAGCUGCGUAAGGUCAUAGAUCCAGAGAUGGCCCGAAAUUCUUACACUAUUCAGUCUAUAGUCAUGUUUGCCAAUCUGGCAUCAAGAUGCGUCCGAACUGAUAGUAAUGAGAGACCUUCAAUGGCGGAAUGUGUACAGGAACUCCUAAUGAUUAUCUAUACAAAUUCAAAAGGUUUGGGAAUGGUUAUGCAUAGUUUGAGAUUGAUCUAGAUAAAAAAAGGGUAAGACAUGGAACUACGAUGAUUUCUUCUUGAUAACUUUUCAUAGUGGAUAAUUGGAUAUGCUCACAUUUGCAGCUUGGAGCAUUGACCUGUCAAAGGUCAUCAAUACUCUUUCUAUAUGAUAUUAUAUUGGAAAUUUUACACAGCAAUGAACUACAAACAAUGCGACAAUGCCAUGAAAAUAUUUUUUAUGAACAAGUCAAUUUACUGUUGUACAUUACCUUUGACA